UGCUUGUGUUCUUUGUCUCUUUACAUUUUGGAAGCAUUUUAAUUUAAGCUCCAUUUUCAAUAUGUGUGAUUUCAGCUCAAAGACUCUGGGCCGGUGCCUGUGUAUCAUCACUGGAGCUUCAAAAGGGUUUGGACGGAGUCUGGCACAACAGGUUCCAUAUAUUCUUCAGGCCGGCUCUGUAGUCUUAUUGGUGGCUCGGAGUGGUCUACUGCUGGAGGAGUUGAAAACGGAUCUGGAAAACCUCACUGUUCACUUGGGUCUGGUGGUGAACUGUGUAUCAGCGGACCUCGGCACGGCGGAGGGUGUGGCCAAGACGCUGGAGGCCGUGAGACAAGACGCAGUGAAUGACUACGAUCACAUGCUUCUCAUUAACAACGCUGCCUCUUUAGGUGCCAUCUCUCAGUUCUGCAGCUUCACUGACCCAGCUCAAGUGAAUGCCUAUAUUUCCUUUAACGUUAGCUCUGCUCUGGCUCUGACCGCUGGGGUUCUGCAAGCGUUGCCUCAAAGACCAGGCCGAAAGAGGACUGUGGUCAAUGUCUCCUCUGUGUUUGCUCAUAAGCCACUUCCACGCUGGGUCUUGUACUGCACCGCCAAAGCCGCCCGAGAUAUGAUGUUCAAAGUGCUGGCUGAAGAAGAGACAGACCUAAAAGUGCUCAGCUACUCUCCAGGGCCCAUGGACACAGAGAUGCAGGAGGAGAUUUUCAGACAGAUGGGUGUCAGGCAUGAGUUAAUGCCUUGUCAAAAGUCUGGAGCUAAACUUCUGAAUCUGGUUCUGGACGGUGACUUUCCCUCUGGAGCGCACAUAGACUUUUUUGAUCUGUGACAAAACUAUCAGCAUAGAAUAUAGAAUUUUUUUGGACAUGGGAUGGGAAAGUAUUU
Periophthalmus magnuspinnatus is the source of this 879-nucleotide messenger RNA. It is a transcript of the gene sprb, whose product is annotated as sepiapterin reductase b. The transcript is spliced from 4 exons. The record is from RefSeq and is a predicted model, not a curated record. The coding region runs from base 62 to 823 and encodes 253 amino acids. Lineage: Eukaryota; Metazoa; Chordata; Actinopteri; Gobiiformes; Gobiidae. Gene Ontology annotation, molecular function: sepiapterin reductase (NADP+) activity. Gene Ontology annotation, biological process: tetrahydrobiopterin biosynthetic process.